Messenger RNA from Schistosoma turkestanicum, 2405 nucleotides. The record is from the annotation of a GenBank genome assembly. Lineage: Eukaryota; Metazoa; Platyhelminthes; Trematoda; Strigeidida; Schistosomatidae.
UUUGUUCAAAGAUUCAAACUGACGCUGUUGUGUUGGGAAUCACAUUACUAAUUUUGUUAAUCUUCUGUCUUAUACAUGUACGCAGACAGUAACUCAAAUUUUGAUGACAGUUCUUAUCAAGGAUAUGAAGUUGUGGAUUCUGCAGACGAUUCAGAUGAACCGAUCGAUCCUGAAUUUAUUAAUCUUUUAGAAGAUCUUGAAGGUAAUGAACAUGAAAGCAUAGAUCUGUACUCUGUUUUGGGUGUUGAUAAAAAUGCAUCGUCAGCUGAUCUGCGCGCGGCAUACAAACGUCUCUCUUUGUUGUUUCAUCCGGACAAACAUUCUAUUUCCACAAUAGAGGAGGAUGAGAAGGUGACUUCAAAUUCAUCCGAUGCAGUAGCUGCAUUCAGUCGAAUUGCUUCAGCUUAUGCAAUUCUAAGCAAUCCUGACCAACGUGCUAUUUAUGAUAGUUUUGGUUAUAAAGGGUUGAAAAUGCAGGGUUGGCAAAUAACAAGCUGUCAAAAAUCAGCACCUGAACUUCGUUUGGAAUAUCUUCUUCUAAAAGAAAAAGCUCAGGCUUCGAAGCAACUUCAGUUAACUCAACCCACGUCGGAAUUUUCCCUCGGUGUAGAUUUAACAGAUGUUUUUGAUCGUUAUUUAAAGGAACCACCAGAAGAUCGUUCAUUUAUCCCAAUUCCAUCAAUUUAUGAACUUUCUGUUGCCCAGUCUAUCAAUGCUGGUAUCAGCAUAAAAAACUCGGUUAGUUUAGCCGGUCAAGUAACUGCUCAUAAUGGUGUAGGAGUGGGAACAUGUCUUGUUAUAUGGCGGCAUCACUGCUCCAGAAGGUCAAUCUUCGGUCCAACUACAAUCGAUACUGAGUUUUCAUAUGGUCGUGCCGGGCGUGGAUUAAGUACUGGUAUACGUGCAAGACGACCUUUUGGACAGCGUUCUGUUGGUAGUUUAGGCUUAUCUCUAGCUAGUAUAUACGAAACGUCUCCCAAGUCGAGCAUUACUCUUAUCCCUGGUGUUUCUGCUGGUGUAAAUAUCCAAUUAUUAACACGUGUGCAUGCACAUCUAGAGUUACGUUGUCUAAUGAAUCCAGGUAUAUCAAGUGAAUUAUUUUUUGCUUCUGCUAACAAUGAGUACAAUGCCCGAAUUUCAAGUAAGCUUAAUGCAUCUGGUUAUGCAAGCAUCUCACUUCGGCUGGAAAAGUCCGUCUCAUGGAACUGGCUCAACCCACCUCAAGGAUCUGGUUCUGCUGAUAAGGAAGAUCUCCCUGAUUGCGACUGGGCUGAUUCAGAUCAUUUUGAUUCAGAACAACAGCGAUGCGGUAAAGGCAAAAUAUCAUGCACCUUAGGUGUUAAUACUGUUGACAUCGGUGAAUUCGCUCUGGGUCUACAAUGUCAAAUUUCUGCUCAUUCUAGAAUCUCAGGUCAAAUUCGUUUAAGCAUUCAAAAAGGUGUAACUUUUAAACUUAGUCUUUUACGAGGUACUCAGACAUAUUCAUUUCCGUUUAUUUUAUCUGAUCACCCUGACAAAGUUGCUUUUGGUUACGGCUUGAUUGUUCCUCUUCUUGCAUUUUCGGCUAUACGUAUGUUAGUCUAUGAACCUUAUCUAUCUCGUCAGUUAAAACUCUCACAAAAGUUUCGAAGAGCGAAACUACGCGAAGAAUUGGCCAAAAAGCGCCGUGAGGCAUUGUCCACCCAGGAACUCAUGAGGACAGCUGCAUCCCGAAGUAGACGGAAUGAAAUGUCUAUUUGCGGUCUUGUUAUUAAUCAUGCAAUAUAUGGUUGUCUUUCACCGACUUCUAAUUUUACUACUUUAUCUGAUGCUGGUGGUCCACUUGCAUUUGAUGUAACGAUACCUCUUCAGGCUAUGAUAGAAAAAAGUCAUUUACGCUUACCACCUGGACGGUGGUGUGAUUUUCAAGGUUUCUAUGACCCAUGUGUUGGUUUGUUAGAAAAGUCACGUCAGCUUCAUGUAUCAUAUACUUUCCACAAUUCCUCCCACGAGGUUACUGUCGAUGAAAAUCAAGGUCUAGCUAUUCCAAUGUCUAAGCAUAAAGUUGAAAUUGUAUAGGCUCCGUAAAAUCAUCCUGUAGUUGUCUUUCAAAUCAACUAUCAUAUUAUCUUCGAUGUGUAGCAUUUCUUAGGAACUUUAAUUUAUUCCUAUAUUGCUUAUUGUUAUUAUUACUUGUGCAACUCUGUCGUUAUUCAUUUUGUUUGAUAAAUUAGCACAAUACAAGCGAUUCGGUCAUUACAUUACUAAAGCAUUUAAUCCGAUUUUCAUGUAAAUAAACUAAUUUUAUUCUUAAACUCUUGAAAAUCAUUAUCAUGAAUUCGCACUUCUGUUAAAUUUAAUUUAUACUUCAUUCCUAGAGGAUGUACAGUUAAUAGAUAAUAUUCAUUCAUAAAACGAUAUUUUUC